Chinchilla lanigera (long-tailed chinchilla) is the source of this 758-nucleotide messenger RNA. It is a transcript of the gene Ankrd65, whose product is annotated as ankyrin repeat domain 65. Gene Ontology annotation, molecular function: protein binding. The record is from RefSeq and is a predicted model, not a curated record. Gene Ontology annotation, cellular component: nucleus; cytoplasm. NCBI's taxonomy places the organism in Eukaryota, Metazoa, Chordata, Mammalia, Rodentia, Chinchillidae.
UUCCUUGGCUUGGCGCCCUGCCUGGCUCCCUGCCCAAACCAGCGCACCUGGGGUGGCCAGCCCACUUCCCGCUCCGCUUUCUGUCCAGGUGGUUGUGGGCAGCAUCUUCACGGGGGGAAAGGGGGGGUGGAACCUGACUUUGUCCCUUCCCCGCACUGGGGACCAGGAGGAGAGGGGGUUCCGGCCCCAGGUAGUUUUAGUGGGGGAGGGAGAGCUAGGGCACAGUGCGGCAGGGAAGCCGUGUGUCGAGCGCAGGCAUGUUCUUGCUUGCCCUUCCCAGCCCGCCAGUCGUGGCUGGCAGUCAGUGAGGGAGCAGCAAUAAGCACCUGGCACGCAGGGCCCCCCGCUAAACUGCUGGGUACACAGUGUCAAGUGGCUCGGCUUGUGGGAGGCAGCCUGCUCUGCCCGCCUGCUUAGCAGUUCCAGCUUCCAGAAGCAGCACCCCACCUCCCAGGAGGCUCACCGGGUAGAGCCCAGGCCAGGACCGGCAUGGAGAGGACAGAGCCACUGGGCCAGCUCCCUUCGUGGACAGACGCCAGCAGGCUGGAGCCCAGUGCAAAGGACCUGGCCGAGGCGCAGCAGGAGCUGCGGUGGGUGGAGCUGAGCUCCGAGGCCCCUGGAGCCAGGGGAGAGAGGCCCGGGGCCCCCCAGGGCUGGGGCCACCUGCACCAGGCGGUGUGGUGCGGUUCCCCAGGCCUGGUGAUGCAGCUGCUGCGGCAAGGGGCCCGCGUGGACGAGAGGGACGGCGCGGGCCGCAC